AUGACAAAUACACCACUACGGUAUCAGUUUGAGCCCCCACCACAACUAUACAUGGGUGUUGACUACCGAUGGGACCCUCUAUUCUUUCGCAUACCUUCACCACGAGGACCAUUGACUUCCAGGAGAGAAGAAAACCACCCAAAACUGCCAACUACAGCUACAUCUCUGACUAUAAAUACUGAAAUACAAACAUUAGAAAACGGGGAUAAAUCUCCUCAGAGAGCAUCACAUGAAAAGAAAAAGUCAUGCUCUAGAACUAGGAAACCAAAUCAACGUGACAAAUUAACAGAGAAAAAAAGUGAGUCGCCGUCCGUACCAAAUGUGAAGCCUCUUCGGCGUGGUGCCUCAAGUUCUGCUUUGGAACGGCACGGUGGUGUCAUUUCCCCACGAAUGUCAUCAAAAGAAUCCCCCCGUCAUCCGCCGUCUUCUGCAACUACGGGGACAGGCAUCAAGAAAGGUGGUCUCAGCACCCGUAAAGAUACACUAUCACUUCACCGCAAUGAUGCUCCUAUUCCUUCCCCACGACUCACACGUUCAGCAAUUCUUCGUCGUGACUUCAACGCCCGGGAAGAACCUGAAAACAAACCUUCUGUUUCACCUCGAGAAACGAACCGUUUGUUUUUAGAUUCUCAUCGAAAGACCUUGGGAAGUCAGUUAGUUAAAUAUUCAUUCCCCGCGACCUCUGGUUUCUCUUCGCAACGCUCCGCAAGAACCGAUACCGCUCUCGGGCAUUCUAAUUAUCGCACAAAGUUAACUGACACUCCUAUUUCACCUAGAGGGACAAAGGCUGCAGACCUCCGUGCAGCCCACGCAUUGAGAAAACUUGAUGGACUGACUCCAGCUUCUGUUUCAGUAGAAUCGCCACGUCAGUUUGUGCGAACGGAGCGGGUAAUAAGAGCAUCACUCAGUACUGUAGACAGAAAUUUGAAUCGAAACGGCGAUCAUCUGCAGAGACGCGAUGUUCCUCCUGUUCCAGAGUUUCAUAAUAUUUUGACGCGGUCAAGAGAAUCUAAGAACAUGAAGGCGAAGAGUGAUGUAGGGAAGAAAGAGAAUGAUAAGGAGUUAUCUAAUAAAAUCUCAGUAUCCAUAGUAGAAUUAAAACAACAAAAAAAAGCAUCUAAUCAGGUGGUGAUACAAGAUAGUCACCCUGUGCAUCCUGUCUCUGAUCAAGAGAAUUCAUCUCAUAAAGCAAGGGGAAGUUCUCCAGUGGUGAUUCCUAUGGAGGAUUAUCAAAGCAGCAAAAACCUGUCAACUCUUAUAGAGGAAGAAAAACCAUGUAUAUCUGUUCCAAUAGAGAAUAGGGAAGAAGAAGUUUCUUUAGAGAACGUUGAAAGGGAUCAUAAUAAUGGAACUAUCACAUCUCAACAUGAUUCCGUGGAAGUUGAAUUGAAAAAUCAAAAGAUCUCAUUGCCAGAUGCAGAAGUUGUUUUGGAUCCGCUUUCUGCUGUUGUACGAGAAGGUACGAUGCCACCUGUAGAUUUAGUUGAGGCAGUAUACAGCUUUUCUUCCAGUGCCUUUUCAGAAGAAUCAGAUGUUACGCCAUCUAGCGUGAGUAUAGAUGAAGGGGAUGUGUUACCUACACCUCCUUCAUAUUGGCGUGCUGAGACACUUCCAAUGGUUGAGGGACGACCGAUAAAUUCUUUACCAUUAGAUGUGAGCGCUGUGGAGGAUAUCUCAUCUUGUGUGGAAAAAGAGAAAGAUAAAGAAGGAGGUUGUGCCCCGCGUGUUUCCCUUUUACCACCCAUAUCAGAAGUGGAGUUGGCAGAGAAGAUGUCAUCCAUACCGCGUUACAUUCUUAUGGGAAAUGUGACACCAAAAGUCGUGAAAACGGCACGAUUAACUACAAGCGAGACAAUUCCAAAAUACAUGAAACUUCGGGAGAAUGUGCGGUUACACUUGAUGAAAAUAUUCUUCCGUAACUGGUUAAAAUGGAUUUCUCGUCUCUCCGAAGUGGGUUUUCUGAAAACACAGAAAGUUCUGGGCACCAAUUUUUCUUCUUCAUCAUUUUCUCCCUCUACUGCUGGUGGUAAUGGUAAUGGUGGUGGUGUUAUUGCUAAUGGCAUUCUACCUCCUUCAGAGAGAUCUGAAGUUGUUGUCGAAUUGACUUUGACUCCCAAUGAAAGUAAACCACCAAUGGGGGCCAUUGCUACGGAGCAAGAAAUAAGUAAUGCAGAAGAGAAAAAGUCACCUACACUAGAGGGUUGUGAUACAUCAAGACAAGUCACUCUUCCUGUAAGGGAAAAGAGCCCACCUCCACUGGCAGAACAGAGGCUGGAAAAGGCGUACAACCAUCAAGGGUCUUCCGAAAACGGUGUAGAUGGUCAAACCACAGUGGUUGACAAGAAGUACUCUUUACGUGGGGAUAGUAGUAGCUUUAGAUCAUCCUCUGCAUCUUCACGAGAAGAAAUAUCAGCGGUGGAGCAGGAUAGCUCGAUUGCAGUUGACGGAAAUUUGCCCGAAACAGAUUGGUUGUCAGUGGAUUUUGCGCGUCCAUCUACACCUGUUAAUUAUAACAUACAGGAGAUGGAGAGUAUUCACAGCCACUUAUCUAGUACUUCUCGUAAUUCGACCCCGACAUUAUUAGAGGAAGAUUCUCAACGAACGACGGAUAUAGAAGAAAUUAUAUCAAAUCACAACGACCAUGUUAAUCCUCCUUAUAGAAUGAAGUAUCUCCAUUGUGACUUGUAG
This is a messenger RNA of Trypanosoma theileri, 2688 nucleotides long. RefSeq lists its product as uncharacterized. The coding region runs from base 1 to 2688 and encodes 895 amino acids. NCBI's taxonomy places the organism in Eukaryota, Euglenozoa, Kinetoplastea, Trypanosomatida, Trypanosomatidae. The transcript has a single exon. The record is from RefSeq and is a predicted model, not a curated record.